Messenger RNA from Anthonomus grandis grandis, 733 nucleotides. RefSeq names its product myosin light chain alkali-like. The record is from RefSeq and is a predicted model, not a curated record. The transcript has 6 exons. NCBI's taxonomy places the organism in Eukaryota, Metazoa, Arthropoda, Insecta, Coleoptera, Curculionidae. Bases 134 to 619 code for a protein of 161 amino acids. Gene Ontology annotation, molecular function: calcium ion binding. Gene Ontology annotation, cellular component: muscle myosin complex.
CUAACGAUGUAAGUUAUCCUCACUUGGGUUUUAAAUUAGGCUUCGCUCUAUAUAAAACCCGGGAUCGCCGAUAAAUCUGGUCUCUCUUUAAAGUUCAUCGGUGCGUGAAAGUGCCUCCCGAUACACUUUUACCAUGGCGGCGGACUUAACGAAAAAGGAGAUGGAGACCCUGGAAUUUGCCAUGGAGGUGUAUGGCGGUAAUGAGAAAAUUAUCGACGGUACAGAUUUGGGGCACAUAUGCCGAGCUAUGGAUUGCAACCCCAGUUUGGAAACUCUGGAAAAACUAGGGGCAUCCAAGAAACCUGGUGAGAAGAAAAUGAAACUCGACGAGGUCAUCCCGGUAAUUAUCGCGGUAAAGAAAGAGAAAAAAGAUCAGGGAUGUUACGAGGACUUCAUUGAGUGUCUCAAGUUGUACGACAAAAACGAGGACGGAAACAUGAUGGCCGCCGAAUUGUCCCAUAUGCUCCUAACUUUGGGCGAGAAACUUACCGAUGAUCAGGUAGACGAGCUUCUGGAAGACUGUCUGGAUGAGGAAGACGAUGAGGGCCAAAUUCAAUAUGACCCCUUCCUACGAAGGAUGUGCGGAUUGGACCCCCCAUUGAAAAGGAAAAAGAAGUAAACCGUAUUCGUGUGUCAUGUCAAUUCUGUAUUAAUUCUAACUUUCUGUAUCCCUUAAUAAUGUUAAUUACCUAAUGUAAUCAAUAUUGUAAAUAAUAAUAAACCUUAACAAUUA